AUGAAACGGAUGGACUUAGAGAAGCACUUAUCAGAAUCGGAAUCAAGUCUAUUUGUCCCGAAAAUUGAUCGUGUAUUACUUGACCUUGUAAUAAAAGAGAAAAAGAAGACUAGGAAGCGAGAAGAAGCAGAACGGAAACGACGAUAUUUAAUAGAAAAGCAGAGGAAAGAACAUACCAAAGAAGCUCACGAGUUUAUUGAGAAUACAAAUAUACUCAGACAGAAGUGUGAAAUAUUAAAAGAAGACUAUGACAAGAUGAACCAAAUUGUUAAACUCCUUAUUCUUAAUGUCAAUUGCAAAAAGUGUUUGAUGAAGAAUAAAACAGAGAAGGUAUGUAGACAUCCUGAUAACUUAUUUGAGAGGAACACAGAUGAAAAGAUGACUGGUUUUAUUUCUAAAAAUUAUUGA
Molecule: messenger RNA, 408 nt
Organism: Entamoeba invadens IP1
Lineage: Eukaryota; Evosea; Mastigamoebida; Endamoebidae
Exons: 1
Coding region: 1-408 (135 amino acids)
Source: RefSeq, a predicted model, not a curated record